AUGCUCCGUAGCUUUACAAGGUGGACUUAUCAUAGAGUUACAUUCACAAACUCACCUGCAAAUACAAAUAUAGGACGUAAGGCUUCUACAAUGGUAAACAAAAUGUAUCUCGCGGACCAUAAUGCUCCCAUGAUCAUGUUGAGCGCCAAAGCCUUCUUCGAUCAAUUGACGCAGAGAGAAAAGCUUUACGCACAUUAUAUGUCGAAGGCAUCGCACGCAGGGUCGAGAGUUGUUUUGAGACAGGUCUCGCACGAGAGUGAAGCCAUCUAUGACCUGAUCAUGGAAAUCCACGGCAAAUUAGAAGGGAAAGCCCUGGACGGCGAGCAAUAUGGGCUGUACAUGGAAUAUGUGGCGCAGUUUCUGUCAAAUCUCGGUAACUAUAAGUCUUUUGGAGACCUAAAGUUUGUUCCGCGUACCUCGGUUGAGUAUUUCUUACAGUUGUUGGAAUUAGCUGGCAUCGACAAAUUGGGUAAACCAACCCCGGCAUCCUGCCCUUAUUCCACUUGGGAAGAAGUUAUUGUGAAGGGCAUUUUCCAUAUUGACGAGAAAAGUGCCUUGCUCGGAUUCCCUUCGAAGGGUCAUCACUCUUCAUAUUACUUUGGUGACGUGGGUCCAGAUGAUAUGAAAUUGCUCAAAGACGAGGUUUUUGGUAAGUUCAAGAUUCUCCCCGAGAACACCAGAAUCCAGAAAACCAAUCGAAAAUAUAUCAUACUGGUGGCGUCCCAGAAUACUGCCGAAAGUGCUCCAAAGUAUCCAGCCGAAACAGUAAAGUUGAGUAAUGGCUUUGAAGCAGUUUUCAAAUUUGGAGACCAUUCGCGUGAAAUGGCCAAAAUUGUUCAAUAUCUCCAAAAAGCCCAAAAAUACACCGCCAACGACACUCAAACCAAAAUGCUCGAGGAAUACAUUAGGCAUUUCGAAACCGGGUCUUCGCAUGCCCAUAAAGAUUCUCAAAAAUUCUGGGUUAAAGACUUGUCACCUAUUAUUGAAACAAACGUUGGUUUCAUAGAAACUUACAGAGAACCGUCCGGCAUCAUUGGAGAAUUCGAGUCUCUUGUGGCCAUUCAGAACAAGGAUCGCACUGAAAAGUUUUCAAAUAUGGUUAAAAAUGCAGGAAAGUUCAUUGCCCUUCUUCCUUGGGAUAAGGCUUUUGAGAAGCCAAAGUUUCAGCCUCCUGACUUCACCUCAUUGGAGGUCUUGACGUUUGCUGGCAGUGGUAUCCCUGCUGGAAUAAAUAUUCCUAACUACGAUGAUGUGAGAUUGAAUGUGGGAUUCAAAAAUGUCUCGCUCGGUAAUAUUUUGAGCUCAUCUCUAGGCUCCAAAAUGCCAAUAACAUUUGUCAGUGAUGAAGAUCGGGAAGUUUUGGACAAGUAUCAAAGCGAUUCCUUCGAGGUCCAGGUCGGUAUUCACGAGUUGUUGGGACACGGGUCAGGCAAAUUACUAAGCGAAUUAGAGGACGGUACUUUCAAUUUUGAAAAGGAGAAAAUGCCAUUAGGACUCGACGGCAAACCCGUCACAACCUACUAUAGCAAGGGAGAAACUUGGGGCUCCAAGUUUGGACAACUGGCAGGUGCCUUUGAAGAGUGCCGCGCAGAAGUUGUUGCUAUGUACCUGAUCACUAACCGCGACCUUUUAAAGAUUUUCGGAUACAAGACAGUCGAGGACCAAAACAACAUCAUACAUGCUGGGUUCUUGCAAAUGGCUAGAGCCGGUUUGCUUGCUCUUGAAUUUUGGGAUCCAUCCACCGGAAAAUGGGGCCAGGCUCAUAUGCAAGCUCGGUUUUCUAUUAUGAAAACAUUUUUGAGACACACACAAGACGAUGGCUUUUUUCAACUCUCCCACACUAAAGACGACUUCUCCGAUUUGCAGAUCAAGCUUGACCAAUCGAAGAUCGAAACUGUAGGCCAUGCUGCAAUGAAGGAUUAUCUGACGAGCCUGCAUGUCUACAAAUCUACGGGGGACGUUGACAGAGGAAGCAAGUACUUCCUUGAAAGAAGCAACGUAGAUUCAGAACUCGCCAAAUUUAGACAAAUUGUACUCGAGAAGAAGUUACCCAGAAGGCAGUUCAUUCAAGCUAAUACAGUCUUAGAGGAUGGCGAAGUGACAUUGAGAGAAUAUGAUAGUACGCCAAAGGGAAUGCUCAAGUCUUUUGUAGAGAGAGAGGUGUAG
Molecule: messenger RNA, 2166 nt
Organism: Lachancea dasiensis
Lineage: Eukaryota; Fungi; Ascomycota; Saccharomycetes; Saccharomycetales; Saccharomycetaceae
Source: the annotation of a GenBank genome assembly